Chrysoperla carnea is the source of this 3713-nucleotide messenger RNA. Its product is annotated as midnolin homolog. Lineage: Eukaryota; Metazoa; Arthropoda; Insecta; Neuroptera; Chrysopidae. Gene Ontology annotation, molecular function: protein binding. The transcript is spliced from 4 exons. Gene Ontology annotation, cellular component: nucleus. The coding region runs from base 265 to 2070 and encodes 601 amino acids. The record is from RefSeq and is a predicted model, not a curated record.
UCGGGGAAGUGUAGUCAAAGGGAUUUAGACUUUGGAGAAGUUGGAAUGAAGUUAAAAGAGAGCGAUCGUACAUUUGUGUAGUGUGCUGAUCCGCUACUUUUUUUUUGUACUGUGUGUAUAUGUGAAGUGCUCCAGAGGCAGUGAAUGCUUUGUUUUAAAAUAAAAUAAUUUUGGGUGUAGUGCUUAUAAAAAAAAUAAAUAAAUUGAGUGGUGCUAAAAUAAAAUUAGUGAAUUAUUGUCGUGUGUUGUGAUAUAACUUAAAACAUGGAUAGUCAAAAGAGUGGCCAGAAUUGUAACAGCCCUCCACUAUCAUCAACACAAGGCUCUGCGGGGUGUGGCUGCCCUAGUGAUAUUACUGUAAAUAUUACCCCAACAACUGGUGGUAGUUGGUUUAUUCGAGUGGAUCCUCAAACUAGUAUUGAAAAUUUUAAGAAAAUUGUAUCAAAAAAAUUGAAAGUACACAAAGAACGGAUAUGUCUCCUUUAUCGUGAUAAGCAAUUACGUGAGGGAACAUUAUUGGAAAAUGGUCUUGUAGACGGGUCAAGAUUAACACUAUUGCCUAGUGUGGAAACAGGACUUUUGACACAAAGACCCGAAUUAAGUGUAAUGCAAGCCUUGGAAUCAUUGAACGAUAAUCAGGUGAAUGAUUUUUUGUCAGGAAAAGCACCAUUAAAUCUCACAAUGCGUCUUGGUGAUCACAUGAUGUUGAUACAAUUACAAUUAAGCACAGUAACAGCGGGAGCAUCGUCUUCAACGACUGUAUCCUCUGGUGCAAACAGCACAUCAAGUUCAUCAAUCGCUGCACCUUCAAGCACAUCGACAAGCAAUAGUAAUCAACAAACUUCGGCAACACCACUUAGCACUACAAGUAUCAGUCACUCGCCGCUUCCAGCUGCUUCCGCCACAUCUGCCUCAACACAUCAUUCAUCGAGCACAUUAUCAACCUCUAGUUCAUCACGACCGCGUACCUCGUCUCGUAUCAGUGCUGGUAAUCGCCAAGUACUUUUAUCAAGUUUAGCAAGUGCACUAGCUGUUGCCAAAGAAGAUGUCAAUAAAACGAAAAUACUUCCAGAUCCCGUUGUAGUUCCUCCAGCCGAUCCCAUGGGAAUAUCAUCACCAAUACAAUCAUUAUCAGAUCUAGCAUCACGGCCUACAGUACCAGUUCCAACCGCUGCAAGAAUACCACAAUCUCGAUCUCCGCCACAUAACACAGCAUCUACGGAUCCAAUUGCUGCUGGUUUAACUUCAUGCUUAUGUCGUAGUUUAUCCCCACCAUGUUCGUGUACAACAGCUGCUACGACACCUAGUAAUAACACACCUUCGACGCCGCCAGGGACUUAUGAUUCGUCGGGUACAACCACACGAUUAGAUACGCGUGCUUUAGCUCAAGCAUCCCGAAAUUUAACACAAACAUUGCGACAGUUAUCAACAGAGGUGCUUAGUUCGCGAGAAAUUGAACAACGGGCUCAAGGUGCAAUUAUUGAAUCAAUGCAACAUCAUGGACGUGGAGUUUAUUCGGGAACAUUUAGUGGUACAUUGAAUCCAGCAUUACAAGAUAGUCGAGGUCGACCACGUCGAGAUAUCUCCACAAUAGUUCAUAUUUUAAACGACUUACUAUGUGCAUCACCUCCAACUGCAGCGUCUGCAGGUACAGCAACAUCUUCUUCAGCAAGGCGUAGUGAUUUAUCACCAAUUCCAAAUAAUUAUAACCAUUUAGCACCAACUGGUGUCUCGUCACCAAAAUCUCCGUCUUGUGAAUGUUCUCGAUGUAUAACAACAGCUACAACUUCAACAAGUACACCAAAUACUACAGAUUUAUUAGAAACUCCUUCAGCAAGUUCUACGUCACCAUUUAUGUCUGCGCCAAGUAGUAACCCAACAUCGGGACAUCAUCAUCAUAUGACUGAUUUAAAUGCUGAACAGAAUUCACGUACACGUGAUAAAAUUGAACAAUUACGUCUUGUGAUGGGUGAACGACGUGAAAGACGUCGAUUACGUAAACAAAAGAUUCAACCGUACACGAUACCCACAGCUGAGACACAAACCAGUACGGAUGCUGUGUCUGCGUGAAAAUAUAUAUGUGGUGAUAAAAUAUUUAGUGUUUAAAAAAAAUUAUAUCCCUAGAAGGAGGUCAUUCUUUAAGGGAGACAUUUUUUUUGUUUUUUAUUUUUUUAAGAACAGAAUAAAUGAGAGUUUCCUUUUUCGUUGUUGUGUGUGAAUUUUUGAGAUUUAUUAAGAGGGGAUAAAUUUGUGCAGAUUGUUCCAUGAAAAAAACUUGAUUUAUAUCGAACAGUAAUUAUUUCUAAGAAACAGAAAAUGUUCGAUAUAAAAGCUUUGUAAAACUCUUAAAGAGAAAUUAUUCGGAAUAUAUUUAUAAUGGAACAGUCUGUUGGAAAAUUUAUCCUUUCAGUUAGUGAUAAGAUAUAAAAAAAACAUCUCGUUAAACUUUAAAAAUAUAAAAUUCUUUGAUACAUUCGAUUUGAGUGUAAAACUCUUAAAAAAUAUGUUUAUUUCAACAAAAUUGGGAUAAAAAUCCAAGAAUUAUUUACCACGCUCAUUUUAGGUAACACAAAUGUUUAUACUUAACACCUCAAACACUACAGAAACGUAUGGAGACGUUAAUUAGUGUCUCAAGCGGAAUUUAAAGUUCCUAUUUACCGCUAUUGAAUGGAAGUUCAAGACCGAGGCUAGUCAAACGGGGAAAAUCUGAAAUAGUCAAUUUAACUUCGAAAGGAGAAAAUCAUAUACUUUUCAGUCAUUCUUGGUGCUUUGGGUUGAGUGUAAUCAUUUGUGGUAGAUAGGGUAUAUCUUCUCUCCGUUACAAUUUAAUGUACUCACAAUUUUGGUCGAUUAUUUUAGAAAAUCUAUAUUGAAGUCAGCUUCGGUAUCUUGGUGUUGGUAGCAGCGCAAUUAAUUGUGUAAUAACCUGUCAAGCCGUAAAAUAAUUUUAAAUUGCAUAUAGUAACACUCCUUGUGACGAAAAACGGUACGAAAGACCUAAUUGUUGUUUAUAUGAUAAAAAGAUGGGACACAUGAAGUAUUUGUGACGACAAUGGCCUUUAUACAUUGUCUAUCUCUUUUUUACCAUAUAAAUAUAUAUAGCGGGUGUUAAAAUUACAGAGAUGACCUACCUAGCUGUUUUUCAGCUGAACAAGGCAAUUAUUAACAUAUAAUGUGCUAUAAAUUUGCCCAAAAGAAAUCUUGACUUCUGGUUAUCGCAGCUUCUUUAUCCUUUAACAUUUUAUCAUAUAGUAAUUAGUUUGUAGUUUUUUAUGUCCACGGGAUUGUUGUUGCUACACCGAAGGACUCAUAAUGAAUGUAUUUUUAGGUUUAACUCUAAAAAAUUUGCUACGACUCAAUGUGCGGUACAUUAAAUAAAUGUAAACGAAAAUCUUUAAAAAAAAUUAUUACAAAUUAAGUAGUAGAUGAAAAUUUAAUUAGAAUUAUUAUAUGAUGUCUUAGUCGUAUUUUUUGACUAAACAUCGGGUACAUAUUGGUAUUUCAAUUAUUAUUAAAUUAGAAAGAGACAUUUAUAUUAAUUUGAAUCAUCUCUCUCUCACACCCCUUUUUUAAUCUCAAAUUAUAUAUAAAAAAAGGUGCGCCGCUUUAUUUACAAUUUCAACCUUUUUCCCCCACCAAAAAAACCCCAGUUUCCCGAGUUGUUAUUGUUUAUAUAUAUAUAGCGUUUAUUAUAAAAAUAUAUUGUUUUCUUU